CUCAUGGCGCGCAGAGUUUGAGUUGGUCCGCAGUUGAGGGGGAGUAUAAAGAAUACUGGCUGCGAGUUCAGUGCGUCCGCGAUCGUCCGUCAAGCGGAGUUCGUCAACGUAGACAGUAACUGCCAAAGUUAGCUACCACGUGCAACCGGUAGCACCGAGAGUAAAAGACACUUUUAAUUUGGUUAAAUGCUUUACUGAAAUUAUAAGUUUUCUUCUUCCCGUUCUCAAAGUUUAUUACCAUGGAAAUAUAGUGUCGCAAUAUUUCAAUAUAUUUGGCUAUUUUUGUUUCCAGUGUAUUUUUAUACGUAAUUCGUUCAAUCUUUUGGCCGGAUUUCUUUUCCUUUAUUUAAGUGGAAUUACAAAAACGUGCAUUUAUUCACCGAUGAUCAGUGAUUGAUAGAAAUAAUAAGUGUGCGGUGAUACGAUGAAGAUGAAGAUCCACGUAGUGGUGCUUUUUUGCGCUUUUACGAGCAUCGCAAUACCGUGGACUAAUGGGUUCAACGUUGAGACUAAACACUGCACUAUUUACAAUUCGGAGAUAAAUUCCAUGUUCGGAUUUGCAGUUUCUGAACAAAAGGAUAGAAAUAAUGAAGGAUGGGUUAUAGUCGGUGCACCAGCUGCCCAAACUAGUCAAGAAGGCGUGGAAAGAGGAGGUGCAGUAUACCACUGUAAGAUCGCUGAUGACAACGAUUGUACGCAGAUUAACUUCGAUCCACAGGGUAAUACAUGGAACGCGAAACCAGAUGCCAUCUACCAAGUGGACAACAAAACGAACCAAUGGUUUGGAGCAACGGUUUCAACUACGGAUGAGCAGGACGGGCCCAUAUUGGCCUGUGCACCGAGGUACUUAUGGUUCACAAGUUCCUUUACGCAACGAGAUCCGGUCGGCACUUGCUACGUUACCAGCCACAGUUUUAGCGGAUCAAAAGAAUUUUCACCCUGCAGAACGAGACUCACGGGCUACCACAGGCAGGGAUCUUGUCAAGCCGGAUUGGGCGCCGCCUUGUCGAAGGAUGGUAAAAAUGUGUUCAUUGGCGCCCCUGGUAGCUACUACUGGCAAGGUCAGGUCUACUCAAUCGACAGCGCAGCUGAAUUUGAUUAUAUACCUCCCGGACGCGAGUUCUUCGGAUCUCCAGGUCAAGUAUUUUCAAGUGGACCAGGAGGCCAACCGCCGGUGUCGUACACCAAGGAAAGUGGAGCCAUGGAUGACGACUCUUAUCUCGGCUACUCGGUCGCUUCGGGAGAUUUCGAAGGGAACGGCCAAGUAGGCGCAGCCGUUGGUAUGCCCAGAAGUCACAAUCUACAUGGAAAGGUUGUACUCCUAAGAUCGAACAUGAAGACCUGGCACGCUAACUUGACCGGCGACCAGAUGGGUGCUUACUUUGGAUACUCGGUUAUUGCUUGCGACGUCGACGGCGAUGGCCUAGACGACCUGAUUGUGGGAGCGCCGAUGUUUACGAUAGAGGACGACCCCAAGAUGACGUACGAAACCGGGAGAGUUCACAUAUUUUACCAGGGCCGUUUAGGGGACCCUGUUAAGAAGUUCAGCGAGUCGGAAACUAGAGACGGCGUGGACAACAGAGGCAGAUUCGGACUAUCCCUGGCUUCGCUGAAAGACAUUGAUCUCGAUGGUUAUCAAGACUUCGCGGUUGGCGCUCCUUACGGCGGUCCGGACGGCCGGGGUGUGGUCUACAUCUAUCACGGUUCGAAGACUGGUGUUCUGGAGAAGUACUCCCAGGCGAUAUACGCCUCGGUAAUGGAGCGGCCAGUCUCGACCUUCGGCUUUUCUAUCGCUGGCGGUAAGGACCUGGACAAAAACCAUUACCCGGACAUCGUCGUCGGUGCCUAUGAAUCCAGCAGCGUAGCCUUUUUCCGUUCACGACCGGUGAUCAAGAUAGACGCCUACGUCGAGUUCGAGUCUCAGUCCAAGUCCGUAUCGCUUGAUAAUCGAGAAUGCACCCUGAGUGACAGAACCAACGUGACUUGCCUGCAGCUAAAGGCUGUCUUCAGGUACACGGGAAAAGGUGUAGCACGCAAAUUCCGUUUCAACGUCGAGUACGUCCUCGACACGAAGAAGCCGAACAACCCUCGGCUCUUCUUCGUCGACUACGAAUCUAGGAGUUCGAUUAAUCAGUCGUUUGAACUCGAAAUCGAUAGAAUGAUCCCCAAGUAUUUUAAGGUCUAUAUAUCACCGAAUAUCAAGGACAAGCUGACGUCCAUAGACGCCGAGAUGCGGAUAAGCCUGGUCGAGCAGCAAAACUUCGCCGAGCAGAGGCGGGACCCAAGGGCUCAGCUGAGACCGGUGCUCGGUGCGACGACUUCGCAGCCUGACUCAAUAUCGAUAAUGAAAAGCUGCGGCCAGGACAACGUCUGCAUACCGAAUCUCGAGUUGAACGCGACAAAGAGCGUCGAGAAGUACCUGCUUGGUUCCGGAAACAGGUUCGAACUAGACGUAAUGGUGCAGAAUACAGGAGAGGACGCGUUCGAGGCUACGUACUAUCUGCAGUUGCCUAAAGGUAUCGACUACAUAAAAGUUGAGCAGAUCGACAAGACCGAGAUACCGGUACUAUGCUCGGCCCCGAAUCCGAAUAACAACAACACGCUGAUAUGCGAGAUUGGUAACCCAUUGCCGACGGACAAGCUGGUCCACUUCAAAGUUAUGCUUCAGCCGAUAACCACUCAGGAUAUGAAACUCAGCUAUGAUCUUGAUAUGACAGUAAACACGACGAACCCCGAAGAAGAUGGGACUCGAGGCGACAACACCUUACGUCUAACAAUGCCAAUUUGGGUACAGACCGAGCUCUUCAUCGAAGGUAAGAGCAAGCCCAAGGACCUCUACCUUAACUUCGAGAAUUACACGUCGGAAAACAUCACGAGCGAAUUGGAAUUCGGACCACUUCUUACGCACAAUUAUACCAUACGGAAUGACGGUCCGUCUGAAAUUCUCGAGGCGGAGGCCUUCCUGAUAUGGCCAGCGCAGACCCUCGCCGGCCAAGAACUCAUCUACUUGAUCGAGCAGCCCGAGACAUCUGGAGGGAUCGAGUGCGCGACUGCAAACGCCAAUUACCUCAGCUUGGCGCUCGACGGCAAUCGUAGAAGACAGCAAUAUCCAGGUAUAGUCGGAGGAUACUCAAGCGGCGGAAGCUACGGCAGAACCAAUCAGGUUACGGUGGAAGAUAAUCGUUGGAAACAAAACGGAGAUCAGCCAGAUGACAAUAUUCUGGUCGUUACGAGUUCAAAGAAGCAGAACAGCGGUGGAUAUUCGAAUAACUACGAGGGUGCGUGGUCCGAAAAUUACAAAGUUGAAAGCGGUAGCCAAAACAAUUUCGCGACUGAAGGCCAUUCUAUCAACGGGGGCGGAAGUCAAUCGACGGGAAUUUUCACGGGGUCGAAUGGGGGGAGCACUCAGAUUGAUGACACUGCAUUCGAGGAACCGAUGGAACCGGGAAUACAAAGCGGUCAGAAAAUCGAAGGCGCUACUACUUACACGCAAACUCACGAAAGUGGUAACAGGAAUAAUUUCGCAUUUGAAGGCGAUUCCGUCAUCGGCGACGGAAGUCAAUCGACGGGAAUUUUCACGGGAUCAAACGGGGGAGUUACUCAAAUUCAAGACACUAGAUUCAAGGACACGAUUGAACCAGGGAUGGAAAACUGGAAGCAAUUUGGCGACAACACCUACACGGAAACUCGUCACAACACUAGGAACAACAAUUCUAGAGUCACCCAGCACGGAUGGAACGACGUGCGAGGGAGGGGGGAGAAAGUUAGCACGACGAACAUGAAUCGCGGAGGACAUUUGGAAACAGAAAUUUAUGGUGGAAACGGAGGUCAAUUUGAGACCGAGGAGAGAAUCAAUCUGGACAAUGGACAGGAAUAUUCACCGAAUUAUGAAGAGCGUAACGACUAUUCAAGGGGAAGUCAAAAUUCGGAACGUUGGAAGGUCUCCGAAGCAUCGGGACAACUGGGUACACAGAACGUCCAGGCCCACGGUGAGAGUUUCAGAAUCGCAAACGUCGGGUCAUCCGAGGAGUUGAAAAAUUUCUUAUCGAAGAUGAACCGAGGAUCCACGGUUAUCACGACGCGCACCAGAAACGGCGAGGAGUACGUCGAUCUUAAGGGUCGGUUCAGGGUGGCCAACGGCAAGGGUUACAUUCAGUUCCAAAACGGUGAAGUUUUCGAACUCCUAGACAGCCGUGGAAGCCCCAGCUAUAUGUCGGGUCAGGAAGAAAAUCGCGAGUUCCAAAGUCUGGAAGGACACUUGGAGGGUGGCAGGGAUGGCCACGUCUACGUUGUGUUGACGGACGGUCGCAAGUUCCUCAUUCCAAUGACGUACACGUACCACCGAAAGGAGACCGUCACCAUCAAAGACGGAGUCCCGCAGAAAACAGUUUCCGAAAACUGGGCAUAUGGGAAACAGGUGACCCACACUGGAGGAUCUGAAGAGAACAAUGGUAGGGCCGAUGCCUACGGCAAGACCUGGCAACACGAGUCAUCGUACGAGUCUAAAUACAACUCGGGGCGGAAGGUAGUUGGUGAAACGCGGAGGGUCGGUUUCGAGGACCAGGGUGAAUUCAACGGUGACAACGUCCCCGCUACCAGAACCGAUGGAGGUUUCAGGAGCCGAUACCGGAGGGAGACCGACGACCUGAAUGUUGCUGAGUUCAGGGAAUUCGAGCGCCUUAGGACCGGCAGAAAUCGCAGGGCCGACGACCCUGAGCUCGAAGCUGAGAAUGUCGAAGACAUUGGGCGGAGUCAUGUGUGCAAAACCGCAAAAUGCGUGCACCUUCGAUGCACGAUUAAGCCUUUGCUCAAGAAUGAGGAAGUUUGGAUAGCCAUGAGGUCGAGGGUCAAGGCUAAAACGCUUAAGGAAAUCGCCUUCAAUGAGGAAAUCGAACUCUCUACUCAGCUCGUUGCCCACGUGACGCGUCAACCCUUUAUUGGCGCCCCUGCUCAACGAAUCGACAAAAGCCACGAAAUAUUCACCACCGUUCAUCCGACCGCUUCAUCUAGCGCACCUGAUGUUAUACCACUAUGGAUUGUCGUGCUGUCGGCUUGUGCCGGCGUUAUUAUUCUCUUACUACUCAUCUAUAUACUCUACAAGUGUGGCUUUUUCAAGAGGAAGCGACCGACCGAUCAGGCUGAGACGCAGCCGCUGAACGCCAAUUCCUACCAUUAAGCUCCAGCAACGUUUGAUUACUCCACCGCUACUCGUACUUCGCUCCAAAGAUGGUUUUUUGCACUGCGGUGACAUACGCUCUUAGCGUUCUGUGGAACACGGCGCGUGACGCGGAUGCUCAAAUCGUUAUGUUACGAAGUGUAUGAUUAACGAGACCGAAAACAAUUUAACGAGAAUGUUCGCGUUCAAGUUCACAUAAAACUGCGGACUAAUACGCAAUCGAUUGGCCAAAACACAAAUCGCGACAAUCCGAUUCCUACGGAUAAACAACACUCGCACCCUCUUCGUCUUCCGAGUACACAACAAGCUUAUACUCGUGUUUUGACGAGCACUGAUCCAUCAGCAUCACAACACUUGACACACUAUAUCAGUCACCACUUGCCUUUAACCGUAGUUUCAACUCCGCAACUUUCGCAAACGUGCAAUACAGAUACACGGUUCUUCACUGCUCGCCGGUCGGAGCAAAACUGACGGAUUUGCUCGCUGAGCCAAAAUUCGGAGAGGCCGCAUUGAUCGAUUUUCAAAUUUUCGCAGAGUUUGGAGCCGUCUUGAGUUGAAUUUUAGAGUAGGAUACACGAUUCAGAAGUAAUUACGUAAUGUCGACGCGCAUGACGAGCCUUGAAAGAGAUCUGAAUACCGCACUGUUUGACUUCAUCACGUUGAAAUGUCACAGGGAAUAUUUCACCUGCUAUUGAUCACUGUAAAUUAUUAUUUAAUUAUUAUGAAUCGUUUUAUUUUCCUUUUUGUUUCUAACAAUGAACUCUACUCGAACGAACGACUGUUUUAUACGUUAUAAUAAUAUAUUUUGAUAUUUACAAUAAUCGAAACGAGUGCCUUGAUAUUCGAACGAAAAUAAUUGUGAAUUCUAAAUGAUGAGAAUGAAAGAAAGAGAAUUUCACUAGCAAUUUUUAAUCACUUAUUAUACUGCCAAUGAAACUCCCUCCAGCUCCUGUAGCUCUCUUUUAAUUACAUAUAAUAUUAUAUGAGUUUCUAGUCAGAAACGUUUUUCUUAUUAUUCGGUGAGUAUUAAACACGCCGAAGUGUCGGAUAUUGGACUAAAAAUCGUAAAAAAAAAAAAAAACGAAAACAUCAAAAUACAUUUAGAAAUCGAAUAUACGUGUAUAUACUUAUUUUUAUUAUCGUUAUUUUGUAGACAUUAUUUCUGCACGCAUAUUAAUUUAAGAUUCAUCUACCGGCAAGAACAUUUCACUAUUUUUGCAUCCCGUACACGUAAGUCUUAACAAUAAAAUUAAAAAUAUAAGAACCCAUAUUACAUCUUGCUAAUUUCAAAGCAUCACAGUCCCUUUGCUGCUCAGAAGCGGGGGGGAGUAUAGAAAAUAAUAUAAUAAUUUAUUAAAAUUACGUAUUUGUAUAGCGAAUGAUCGAACGAUGAUAUACUGUGAGAUAUACAGGGUGUACAGUAACUCGGGUAUUUUAAUCCCGCCGCGGUGGUAAUUUAAACGAAAAAUGAGAACAGUAAAGUAUGAUUAAAAUUUCUACAAUAUAGCAAAACUCGUUGUUCCUCAUCUGCAAGUGACUCGAAAUUUGAAAAUUAGUAGUUUUUCGAGCUGCUGAUUAUACAUCAGGACUCAACAUUGCGGAAUUCAAAAUCGUGGCUCCAAUAUAGCGUUCGAAAAUGGAACAGAAAUUACUUGGCUUAGAUUAAACUCUGUAUCCAGAGGUUUUUGAGAAAGCUGAUAGUUUAUUAUCCUUUUUAUUCACGGACAACACUGCUACAGGUUUACAAUCCGCGAGUUACGUGACACCCUGUAGAGGCAAACGCCUCGUGUAUGUAUGUAAAUUAUUAAUUCAUUACUAAAAUUAGGAAUGAUUAGACUUACACGCAAUAAUAAUAGCUUAUACAAUAUAUAAAUAUAUAUAUAUAUAAUAGUGAAUAUCAAUGUUUUUCUUCUUGGCGAUGAAGAACGGUAGAUAUACAUGUAAAUACAGAUUAAGCGUUAUUAUUAAAACAAUAAUUAAUAAUA
Messenger RNA from Diprion similis, 7161 nucleotides. RefSeq names its product integrin alpha-PS2-like (gene if). The transcript is spliced from 12 exons. Gene Ontology annotation, molecular function: integrin binding. Gene Ontology annotation, cellular component: external side of plasma membrane; integrin complex. The record is from RefSeq and is a predicted model, not a curated record. NCBI's taxonomy places the organism in Eukaryota, Metazoa, Arthropoda, Insecta, Hymenoptera, Diprionidae. Gene Ontology annotation, biological process: cell adhesion mediated by integrin; cell-cell adhesion; cell-matrix adhesion. The coding region runs from base 425 to 5176 and encodes 1583 amino acids.